Molecule: messenger RNA, 444 nt
Organism: Vigna angularis (adzuki bean)
Lineage: Eukaryota; Viridiplantae; Streptophyta; Magnoliopsida; Fabales; Fabaceae
Exons: 1
Coding region: 1-444 (147 amino acids)
Source: RefSeq, a predicted model, not a curated record
AUGGAUAACUAUCCAUAUUUGGAUUCUGAAAUAAAUUCUGAUUUUAUAUCGGAAUUUUCUUAUUGUUUAAAAGAAGUGGGUGAGGGUGAUUAUUCAGAUCAAUUUUCCACUGAUAAAAUAUUCCCAACACGCGCCGAUUUAAUUCAAUGGGUUCGAAAGAUUGCAUUUGAUCUUGGAUUUGUUGUCGUCACUAUAAGAUCUGACACAGCAACUGGUGAAGCUGGUAGAAAGACAUUUAUUUUGUUAGGCUGUGAAAGAAGCGGGAAGUAUAGGAAGUAUAAGGCAGAUGUUCAACCUAGUUUAUCUGGCACAAGAAAAUGUGAGUGUCUGUUUAGGUUGAGGGGUAAACCUAAAGGAGAUGAUUGGGUGUUGAAGGUUAUGUGCGGCUAUCACAACCAUGAAUUAGCAGAGACUUUGGUCGUCAUCCUUUCGCGGGUAGGUUAA